Cheilinus undulatus (humphead wrasse) is the source of this 2072-nucleotide messenger RNA. RefSeq names its product solute carrier family 35 member B1 (gene slc35b1). Gene Ontology annotation, biological process: UDP-galactose transmembrane transport. Gene Ontology annotation, molecular function: UDP-galactose transmembrane transporter activity; UDP-glucose transmembrane transporter activity. The transcript has 9 exons. Bases 441 to 1433 code for a protein of 330 amino acids. NCBI's taxonomy places the organism in Eukaryota, Metazoa, Chordata, Actinopteri, Labriformes, Labridae. The record is from RefSeq and is a predicted model, not a curated record. Gene Ontology annotation, cellular component: Golgi membrane; endoplasmic reticulum membrane.
CUGACGCCACCGCUCUUGCCAACCAAAUAUAGGGUUUUAUUUCUAAAUGAAAUCACAAAGUACUCUUCUGGCUGCCACAACCCAUCUGAAAAUGGGACGCUUUUAAAUUUACAGCUUGCAAGGAGAACAACCUUGACAAUUGGAGGCUAAAGAAACUACAAAAUGAUACAUAGAAAACAAAUAGCAAGAUAACCUCCUGUCUACCUGCCCAGGGAAUCGCUAACAAGCUCUGACAAAUAAACAGUACCUGUGCAUGAGGCGCUUUGACGAUAUUUUGCAGUUAAACUCAAGGUAAAUUAAAAAAAAAAAAACAAUAACGUGAAAGCGCGAGCACCAUUUCCGGGCUCGUGACAGCGGCUAUAGUGGAGCGAGACGUCGGUUUGAGGGGCGCAGGGAGCGCGGCGGUGUCGGUUUCUAUCCCCGGGCUGGUGGACGACAGCAUGGCUGCGGGAAAGGGAGCUGGAAAACCCGCUUCAAUGUGGGACAACAUGCGGAUACGCUUCGCUGUUUGCUUCCUUGGAGUCUUCGUUUGUUACUUUUACUACGGAAUAUUACAAGAGACUAUCACUCGAGGGGAUUAUGGUCAGGGAGACAAAAAGGAGAAGUUCAGAUUUGCCAGAACACUAGUCCUCAUCCAGUGUAUAAUCAGUGCUCUGUUCGCUAAAAUCCUGAUCCAGUUUUUUGAAGGCUCCAAGCCUGAUACCACCAAGAGCUGGCUCUAUGGAGUGUGUUCCCUUUCUUAUCUUGGAGCCAUGGUGUCCAGUAACUCUGCUCUUCUGUAUGUCAACUACCCUACACAGGUGUUGGGGAAAUCCUGCAAGCCCAUACCAGUGAUGAUCCUCGGUGUGACAAUACUGAGGAAGAAGUACCCGCUAGCUAAGUACCUGUGUGUGCUGCUGAUUGUAAGUGGCGUUGCUCUGUUUCUCUACAAACCAAACAAGACCUCAGCCAUUGCGGAUGACCAUGUGUUUGGGUUCGGAGAGAUUCUGUUGCUCGUCUCUCUGACAUUGGACGGCCUGACAGGUGUGGCCCAGGACCACAUGAGGGCCCGCUUCCAGACCAGUGCCAACCACAUGAUGCUCAACAUCAACUUGUGGUCCACCCUGGUGCUGGGAAUAGCUGUAUUAUGGACGGGGGAAGUUUGGGAUUUCCUUAGUUUCACCGAACGCCACCCAAGCAUCUUCUACAACAUUCUUCUCUUUGGACUGACCAGUGCUUUAGGGCAGACCUUCAUCUUCAUGACGGUGGUGUACUUUGGGCCCCUGACCUGCUCCAUCGUCACCACCACCAGGAAGUUCUUCACCAUCCUCGGCUCAGUUAUUCUUUUCGGAAACGUCAUGACUACGAUGCAGUGGGUCGGCACUAUCCUGGUGUUCCUUGGUCUUGGAUUGGAUGCUAAAUAUGGCAAAGCCCCGAAGAAGACGACCCACUAAAGACAUGUGAAGGACAAAAGGGAAAGAUUGCAGAAGAAGCGGACUCACUCUAUAGCCAGUAUCUUAUUUUCAGAAGAAAUCCUGUACAGGCAUCCUGUAUGUGCCUCAGAGCUGUUUAAAUACACUCAUGUUUGAAGCUUCGCUGUAUUUAAAGGAGCUCUCUUAUUUUCCACUCCAGCUUCUGUUACAUACAGUGGAUUUGUUGAAGGGGACACGGUUAACUUGGGAUCAAAUCCUGGAUGAACUGUGAUGGGCCAUUCACAUCUCUUUUUUGGACUCAGACAUCACACAGUCAAAGAGGAAUUAUGACUGGAAAAGUGGGAAAUACUGUAUUUAGACAAAUAUUUGUUUCUGGAACCAGCACACCUCCUUUGAAUGAAUAUUGAAAUAUAGAAAGCCUAAGACAGAAAUCUCCAUUGUUUCAGUCACUAACUUAAAACCAAAAAAGGCUUGGUUUACAAGAUGUUGCUUGACUAUGUGCAGUUAUUAAAAAUAUACUUAAUUAUUGGCAAACAUGGCCAACUAUCAUGCUAUUAUGAAAUAUAAACGGUUGUGUGUAGCCUGUUAUGUCCAAUCUUACAAUUGAAUUGUUUUAUUUUCUACUAGUUGAAAAUUUACCAUAAAAGGGAAAAUGUGAUA